Adineta steineri is the source of this 598-nucleotide messenger RNA. The record is from the annotation of a GenBank genome assembly. Lineage: Eukaryota; Metazoa; Rotifera; Eurotatoria; Adinetida; Adinetidae.
AAUGAAUAGGAAAGAAAGAUAAUUGUAAAUUAUUUUAUUAUAGUUAUAUGGACAAAAUGAAGGAUUUCAUCCACCUCAUCCACCCAUGUUUACUCGUGGUGGUUCAAUAGAUCGUGGUGAUCAUCCUCUAAUGUCUCAACCAUUAUCUCGUCCUACAAACUAUUCUUCCACAUCAUCAAAUCAACAACAACAAGGUCCACCACCAUCUUUAUUAUCUCAAAAUUUCAAAUCAUAUCCUACAAAUCAACAACAAUCAUCAUCAUCAAAUCAAGCACAAUUCUAUCCACCACCACCUAAUCAAUAUACUCGGCAACCUGUACCUAUAGGUGCUAUGAAUACAACAAAUAAUCGUCCACAAAAUCAACCAGUACCGAGUUUAAUGAGUGGUUUAAGUAAAAACUUUUCAAAUAAUGGUAAUAAUCUUAAUAACACACAAUCAUUAUUUCAACAUCGACAACCAUUACUACCUCCACAAUCGAACAAUAAUCGUCCUUUGUAUCAACAACAACAACAACAACAACAACAUCAUACACAAUAUUCGACAUAUUCAAAAUCAAAUGGUCCGAAUGAUGAUAAUGUUAAACCAAAACAUAUCUAG